Messenger RNA from Scophthalmus maximus (turbot), 5470 nucleotides. It is a transcript of the gene zbtb18, whose product is annotated as zinc finger and BTB domain containing 18. The record is from RefSeq and is a predicted model, not a curated record. Gene Ontology annotation, cellular component: nucleus. Gene Ontology annotation, molecular function: DNA-binding transcription factor activity, RNA polymerase II-specific; RNA polymerase II cis-regulatory region sequence-specific DNA binding; protein binding. NCBI's taxonomy places the organism in Eukaryota, Metazoa, Chordata, Actinopteri, Pleuronectiformes, Scophthalmidae. The transcript is spliced from 2 exons. The coding region runs from base 486 to 2168 and encodes 560 amino acids. Gene Ontology annotation, biological process: regulation of transcription by RNA polymerase II.
GUGUGUGUGUGUGUGUUGUGUGUGUGUUGUGUGUUGUGUACGUGAGGACAGUGUGUGCAGCUGAAAGCCGGUUACCUAAAAGGGCUGUGCCAGGCCAGGCCAAAGUGGGUUAAUAAAAAUAACCAGCGUAGGAGCAGCGACAAUCCAGGAGUGCAGGCAGAGGAGUCAGAGCGAUACAGAGAGAGAACAGACGCAGAGUAAAAGAGUCUGUCGCUGGCACCUGAGAUUAAGUCUGGUUGGAAACGGAUUGAGUAAUAAUUAUUUGAUAACACCUUUUUUGAUUUUAAUUAUUGUUGGUUUAAUCCCCCCCUUUUUUAAAUCUAUUUGAAUUAAGCAUAUCAUUCAAAAUAAAAGGGAUUUUGUGUGAUUGUAAGAAGGAAUUCGUGCUUUACAGUAACCUGCAUAGUGUUUUUUAAAUUUGAGCAAAUAUAUUUCUGGUGAUGUCGUGAUUCCAGGUAAAAAGAAAAGGUUAUGAGGACGGCAGGAUGGAGUUCCCAGACCACAGCAGACAUUUACUCCAGUGUCUGAGCGAACAGUGGCACCAGGGCUUCCUGUGUGACUCCACGGUGCUGGUGGGCGAUGCCCAGUUCCGUGCGCACCGUGCUGUGUUGGCCUCCUGCAGCAUGUAUUUUCACCUCUUCUACAAGGACCAGCUAGACAAGCGAGACGUGGUGCAUCUCAACAGCGACAUUGUCACAGCCCCGGCCUUUUCCCUGCUCCUGGAGUUCAUGUAUGAAGGCAAGCUGCAGUUCCAGGACCUUCCCGUAGAGGAUGUGUUGGCAGCGGCCAGCUACUUGCACAUGUAUGACAUUGUCAAAGUGUGUAAGAAACGUUUGAAGCAGAAGGCCACGACGGAGGCAGACAGCACGCGCAGAGAGGAAGACGGUGGGUCCAGCUGCUCUGAUAAGGCUGACAGUCUAUCAGACGGUUCUACCGGCCGGCCUGCUACUGCCGACCUGCUGCAUAGUGAUGAGGAGGAGGAAGGAAAGGCCGAGGGUCGACCGCUGUGGCUGAGGCUGCCGGCUACAGACAGAUCAGGAACACCAGCCAUGGCUACGACCAGCCCAGGUCACGGCGAGGCGGAGACACAGGGUGGGGAAGCGAAGCUGCUUUCCCCAGCUGGAAGCCCCACCAGCUCCAGCGGAUCCCUUUCCCAGAGGUCCCAACGCUCCGUGAGCUCUCGCGCAGGGCACAGGGGCAGGAGGGUGUCAAAUGAUGCUGCCGACUGUGUGCUGGACCUGUCAGUUAAGCCGAUCGCCGGUAGCAACCACAGUAACCACCACCAAUCCUAUUUCAGUGGGACAGCCACACCUGACAGCCUCCAGAGUCCAUUGGCUGUGAGGGUAAAGGUGGAGAGAGGCGUGGCUUCAGACGAGGAAGAGGACCUGGGAGGUGGGGACUACGACAUGGAGCACAGUGGCAUCACCAAGGCAACGGUUCCGAGCGCCAACGGCGGCCUAACCCACCAUGGGGUCGGAGGACCUCUGUCGGUCCAGCGGCGGCUUGGCCUAGAAGCGCACCUGUCCGCUCUGCGAGAAGCCUCUCUGGCCUCGGAGCUGGAGCGGGAGGAGAAGCCUCCGGUUACAGCAGACGACGAGGACCUACUGGGAGGUGAAAACGAGCGCGCCCAGGCCGAGGCAGCCAGCAUGGAUAGUUCCCUGCUGCCCUAUGUCUCCAACAUGCUGUCAGCUCAACACACCCAGAUCUUCAUGUGCCCGCUGUGCAACAAGGUUUUCCCCUCCCCGCACAUCCUCCAGCUUCACCUCAGCUCCCACUUCAGGGAGCAGGAGGGCAUCCGCGCCAAGCCCGCCGGAGACGUCAACGUGCCCACCUGCACCAUCUGCAGCAAGACCUUCUCCUGCAUGUACACGCUGAAGCGCCAUGAGCGGACACACUCUGGUGAGAAACCCUACACCUGCACCACCUGCGGCAAGAGCUUCCAGUACUCACACAACCUCAGCCGUCACGCAGUGGUGCACACGCGCGAGAAGCCGCACGCUUGCAAGUGGUGCGAACGACGCUUCACGCAGUCCGGGGACCUCUACCGACAUAUCCGCAAGUUCCAUUGUGAACUGGUCAACUCCUUGUCAGUAAAGAGUGAACCACUGGCGCUGCCCAAUGUCAGGGAUUGGGCAAUUGAGGACAGCUCCCAGGAACUGUGGAAAUAGAAACAGACUGCUGGGUUUGAUAAAGGGAAAGAAAGUGGAGUUCGAGAGAAAGGCAGAGAGGCACGGGGAGGUGAAGGGGGUGGAAAGUUUGAUGUCCGGGGUUUAAGUGAGUCAUGUUCUUGUGUGUCGCAAAAUCUCAUUCAAUUGCACUUUAAUAGCACAUGAAAAUGUUACUACUGAGUUUUGUUUUUUUUGUUGCUGUUUGGGGUAAUUUUGUUUCUUUCUAUUUUAUUCUGAACCCUUAUUUUCAUUUGGCAUAAGUUUCUGUUCUGGUGGUUUUCAUUGCGUCUAAGGACAUGGGUCCCAGUGCGAAUGUGUUGCCUUUUUUUUCGAUUUGAGGAGUUUUUCACUCUGUUUGUGUUUCAUCUCAGACACAACACUCCGGCGCUGGCCAGCGUUUCAGUCCCAGUCCCAUAGACCCUAAAACGCCACUGCAGGAGUUCAGGUCGAACACACUGAAGUGAACAAGCAUUACAAUACACUAAACGGGUACUGUGAUCACCACGAGUCCAUACCACCACACACACACACACACACCGUGUGUCUACGUGUGUCUGUGCGUGCACCGUGCAUUGCUACACUACUCUGGUAAAAAUGUAACCUGUGUGUGAGUGUGUAUGAGUGAGUUUUGUGUGUAUUAAUUUUAUUUUCUACUGGCAUGAAGGUGUCGUUGGCGAAGCGCUCCCCGCUUCUCUUGUUGAGCUCUUUGGUGUUGUGUGUUCAGGGGAAAGCUUACAGACUGAUGGCACUCAUGCAAUGCACAGCCUCCUUUUUUUCCUGCUUCUAAUCAAUUUGAAGUAUUUUCUAAAAAUGAAAAGACCUUUAAUAUUAUUAAUAUUAUUAUUAUUAUUAUUAUUGUUAUUAAUAGAUUUUUUUUCUUAAAUCUAGCUGGCAGUCUUUAAAACAUCUCUUGUUGAAAAGGUAAUUUAAUUUAAGGUUGUUGUAUAUUGUUCUGUUCUAAUUUUAAAACUUAAAUCUUUUACCAUUUUUUUAAAUUAAUAAUUAUUAUUAUUAUUAUUAUUUUUAUUUUGUUACUUUUUUGUAAUGGGACCUGCUGUUGUUGCAUGACGUCCAAACCUGUAUAUUUUAAGAUGAAAUGUGAAUUUGCUGUAUUACUGUACACAUUGUAAUUGAUCAAAUAUUUGACAAGGGGCUUUUCUUUUCUCCAGGGUCUGUAGAAAAUCUGAAUAUUAUUCUGGGAAAAAAUGCAUGAAAAUUUUUAUUUUGUCUUAAGCCUUUAAGUUGUGAGUUUUGGCAUCGGGGGCGGGGGGUGUAUGAACAUUACACUUUUGACAGUGAAAAGAGUAGGAAAAGAUUUUUCUACUCGCCGUGUGUUUGUCGCUGUGCUCCUCGAAGAAUGUUACCGAAUGUGUUACCGUCGGUUGUUGAAGCGAUACGAUGAAGCAUUUGAAGCCUGUGUCUAUAUGCACUGAUCUCUCUGCUGUGUGAGUGUGCGUGUGUGUGUGUGUUUAUGAGCAUGUGACUUGGUUAUUACCAGUCAAUUUAACCUACUGACGAUCUACGUCCACCCAGCACUUCCUCCUGCUCCUGCUCCUCCUCCUCCUCCUCAGGCGUAACAUUUCUCCACUGCUGCAUGUUUGUUCCAUCUCUCUGUGUCUCUGUCCUCUCCAGCUCAAGAUGCCGUCGAGCCAUUUCUAGAUUAUUUCUUCUCGCCGGGCACUAACUUCAGUGCUGCUCUGAUUGGCUGAAGUGUGAAGGAUGCAGAGACAGGGACGAGAAGCAGAGAGGCUGAAACUGAGCUGUCCUGCUGAAAGUUGAGGGGUCAGAUAUCUUUGUACACACUGUUGCAUCGUGUCCAGCUGAGCUGUGCCGAGCCGAGCCGAGUCGAGCUGAGCGGGGCUGUGCUGAUUCAGUACAGUAACGCACUCAGCUCAGUGCAGUGCAUCUCACACCAGACGCAGUGGCGUGAAUGUGAUUCGAUGUUUGUGUGUGUGUGUGUUUUCCACUUCAAAACAUAAUCCUUACUUUGAGAUAGAUGGGAGAGAAUUGGCAUGUCUGAAUGCACCUUUUAAGCUAAAAGAUAUGAAAUCAGAUUUUGCUGAAAAGAUGCCUUUAUUAAGAAAGAAAAAAACAUUUCUGAUGCUAUGGAAGUAUUUGAUACUGUAGAGCAUUGAGAAAUAGUUGUUUAAAAACGUUUAAAUUCAAGGAAUUUAUUGAAUUUAUCAGAAAAUCAUGUCUUAUUAUAUUUUGCUCACGUGAUUGGAAAGUUCUUGUUUUUGUAUGUGAAUGUUGUUUUGGGUGUGGGCUACAUUGGUUUAUAAUUUUUUAUUUAAACCUCUCAAAAUAUUUUGGUCGUCAUUUUCAAAGUAAUGGUCAAGCGUCUAUACAAUCCAAAAACAUUCAACAUAGAGAUACUGAAGAGAGAGGGCUCCACGUUUCCUCUCACUGAGUGUGUGUGUGUGUGUGUGUGUGUGGGGGGGGGUGUGUGUAUGAGGCAUGUACAUGCCCCCACUGAUGUGCAUGUGGUGGGCGGGGGUGGUUGUAUGUGCCGCCCUGUCAUCUGGUGGCACCUUCAGGCUUUGCCAGUGUAACAGUGUGGGUGAUAUUGCGGCAUUUUGCGCCGCAUUGUCUCUUUUUUCCCCCCACGAAACGUUAUUUCUUCACUGGCGUAUGGACUCACUCCAUCCUGCUGUUGUUUUCAUCAUUACUGCUGAUAUUAUUUUGUUGUUCUGUUCUGUUCCUCUGGUUGUACUUGACCGCCUUAAACUGCUGUAGUCCAGGCUUUUUUUUGUUGUUGCUGUCGUUGUCUUUUUUUUCUCUUUAAAUAUAUGAGUGGAGGGUGGAGUUGAUGUAGUGAUGUCAACUGCUCACACCGUGAUGAAGUAACCACCCUGAUGAGACUCCAUUUUUUGCUGUGCUUACUUGAAAACAAUGGGGGAAUUGUUUGGUUUUUUAAGCAAGGUAUAAGAAUAAAAUGUUCAAAUGUCAUUAACAGGUUAUAGAAAGACAGAGGAAGGGGUGGAGGGUGGGGGGGGGGGUGAAACGACUGAGUUUGUUUUGAAAAAGGACAAUCACUGUCUGGGGGAAAAAACAAGCAGAUUUUGAUUGAGAUAUAUUUGCUCUCCCUAGAGAUUAAAAAAAAUCUUUUCUUUUAUGUUUCUUUUUCAGAUUUAGUCAUUUUUAGCUUUGACAAUCAUAGUUGGGUUGAUUUAAUUUUUUUGUUUUUCUCAAGGGGAGUAAAUUCUAAUUGUGUUUAGUUUUGUAAUUUUUUGGUGUGCUGUUGUUGACAUUUUUAAAUUGUGUGCAAACUGCAAUAAAUUAUAAGAAUCUUGAAAUUCAAA